CAAACGAAUCUGACAAACUGCAUGUUGGAAAUGGAAGCAGCUCCACCCCAUUAAACAAUUACUGAAUCCAAAUUUCUCUUUUCCACUCUCUCCAUACCCUAGAUCCAAUCUCUCCUCCCAUGGUGCUCUCCAAGAACUCCGGUGGUCACCGGGGGAUGCAAGAAUCGAUGUACUCAGUGAUCGCUCUAGUCUUCAUUUUAGUAGCUUGCGUCGAACUGUGCGAUGCGGCCGCCGCCAUCGACGUUUACCGUCUAAUCCAAUACGACAUGUCCGGUUCUGCUUACGGAUCUCGCUUCGCGGUUCUCAACCACCACGCCGCCUCCUUGCAUUUCCCUCCUGGCGCCGAUCUUUCCAGAGCCGUCCUCAUCAUCCCUCUCCGUGAACUGAACAUCACUUUUGUUCGAGAAUAUAUCAAUCAGAAAAAGCCGUUAGGAGGGUUGCUAUUUUUGCUUCCUGACAUAUUUAGCUUUGAAAAUGGAGGGAAUAAACAAGUUCAUGAAAAGGAGAAACUGAAAAAUCUACUGGCAGAGCUGGAACAGUUACUUAUACAUGCAAAUAUACCCUAUCCUGUUUAUUUUGCUUUUGAGAAUGAUGAAAUUGAUACUGUCUUGGUGGAUAUCAAGAAGAAUGAUGCGAUUGGUCAACCUGCUACUGCAACUACUGGAGGAUACAAGCUUGUUAUCCCAACACCUGAACCGAAGAAAGUUGCAUCUCCCACCAUCACUAAUAUUCAGGGGUGGUUGUCUGGCUUGAAAGUUGAUGGAGAUACAAAUCAACUUCCAACGAUUGCUAUUGUGGCAUCUUAUGAUACUUUUGGGGCUGCUCCUGCAUUAUCAGUGGGAAGUGACAGCAAUGGGAGUGGCGUUGUAGCGCUUCUUGAAAUUGCUAGGUUAUUUUCUCUUCUGUACUCAAAUCCUAAGACAAGAGGAAGGUACAAUUUACUUUUUGGCCUGACAUCUGGUGGACCAUAUAACUACAAUGGAACUCAGAAGUGGCUUCGGAGUUUUGAUCAACGUUUACGCGAGAGUAUUGACUAUGCUAUUUGUUUAAAUAGUAUUGGUUCUUGGGAUAAUGAAUUGUGGAUUCAUGUGUCUAAGCCUCCAGAGAAUGCCUACAUUAAGCAAAUUUUUGAGGGUUUCUCUAAUGUGGCAGAGGAGUUGCAUAUCAAAGUUGGCUUGAAGCACAAGAAAAUAAACAUCUCCAAUCCUCGAGUAGCUUGGGAGCAUGAACAGUUCUCAAGGCUGAGAGUUACUGCUGCCACUCUUUCUGAAAUUUCGACUGCUCCUGAACUCCUACAAGGCACUGGAGGUCUGUUUGAUAGCAGACAAUUUGUGAAUGAAACUGCAAUCACUAGAGGUGUAAAGUUAGUUGCUGAAAGUCUUGCGAGGCAUAUCUAUGGCCACCAGGGAAAAAAUGUCCAAAUUUUUGCAGAUGGCGGUAGUUUGGCUGUAAAUCCUGCUUAUAUACAAUCUUGGCUGGAUCUUUUAUCACAAACACCUCGUGUGGCUCCAUUUCUUUCAAAGAAUGACCCUUUUGUCAUGGCUUUGAAGAAGGAAUUAGCUGAUCAUACCGAUGAAGUGAACAUGCAACAUGAGGUUCUUGAAGGGGUAUUCACUUUCUAUGAUUCAACUAGUGCUAGGCUUAACAUCUAUCAGGUUGCUAGUGUAACAUUCGACUUGCUGUUACUUCUCGUGUUGGGAUCAUAUUUGAUAGUGCUCUUCAGUUUUCUUGUCAUCACAACUAGGGGUCUUGAUGAUCUAAUCAGUUUAUUUCGCCGGCCCCCUUCUCGAAAGGUGAAAACAGCUUGAUCGCAUAAGCAGAACAUUAUAUGCGGAUGCAUUUUGUACGAAAUAUUCUCUAAUGUAAACUUAAAACAAAAUAUCCCACGAGGUUCCUUGGUUUUCACUUUUUUUUUCUUCUCCUUUUUAGUUUUAGUAUGACCGGGGACCAUUUUAAAUGAGAUCAAUUUUAGGUGCGAGAAAAUUUUUGCUCAGUCCAUCCAGGAUUGUAUUGUAUUGUAUUGUUGUUGGUUUUAUAGAAUAAAUACGUAUGGGGGUAUCCGCACAUUUUUAAUUA
Molecule: messenger RNA, 2076 nt
Organism: Gossypium raimondii (Peruvian cotton)
Lineage: Eukaryota; Viridiplantae; Streptophyta; Magnoliopsida; Malvales; Malvaceae
Exons: 14
Coding region: 120-1808 (562 amino acids)
Biological process (GO): regulation of signal transduction
Cellular component (GO): endoplasmic reticulum membrane
Source: RefSeq, a predicted model, not a curated record